Molecule: messenger RNA, 2271 nt
Organism: Selaginella moellendorffii
Lineage: Eukaryota; Viridiplantae; Streptophyta; Lycopodiopsida; Selaginellales; Selaginellaceae
Product: leucine-rich repeat receptor-like serine/threonine-protein kinase At1g17230
Exons: 1
Coding region: 1-2271 (756 amino acids)
Molecular function (GO): protein binding
Source: RefSeq, a predicted model, not a curated record
AUGAAUGCUAUCAUUUGCUAUGCUUCGGUCGCAUUGCUCCUUCUGCCUUUCUCGCUAUGCACACGUGAGGAGACGAAGAUCUUACUCGGGUUUAAAUCCAGCCUUGAUGGAAAUGCCACGAUCUUAAGCGACUGGAAGAACAGUGGCAGCAAUUACUCAAGUCCCUGUGGCUGGGAAGGAGUCGCCUGUAGCAAUUCUUCUGUCCGAUCGAUCCAUCUCUCUGGUAUGAACUUGCGUGGACGCCUCAGUGGAAUCAACAAUCUUUGCCAGCUUCCAGCCUUGGAGAGCAUCGACCUGUCAAGCAACAAUUUCAGUGGAGGAUUUCCAGACCAGUUGAUCGAGUGUGUCAAGCUUAGAUACCUCAACUUGAGCUUCAAUGGCAUCUCUGGUGAGCUUCCUGCGUCGGGCUUCCGCAAUCUUAGCCGGCUGCUGGUGCUUGAUCUCUCGCGGAAUGGAAUACAGGGACAAAUCCCUUGGGACAUGAUGCGCAUAGAGACCUUGCGACUACUUGAUCUCUCCAGGAACAACCUGAGUGGCACUAUUCCCUGGAACAUCAGCAUGAUCAAUCUAAGAAUGUUGUCCCUGGCAAAGAACAAGCUAACUGGAGAAAUACCUGGUGAGUUUGGCAGACUGUCCAGGCUCCGCGAGCUCCAGCUGUGGAAGAACAUCCUUUCGGGGAGGAUUCCUCUCGCAUUUUCUCAGCUCAGGCGGUUGGAAGUGUUGCGACUAGCAGGGAACAACCUGAGCGGUGGCAUCCCCGUGGAACUGGCCAGGCUUCCCAGCUUGAGACGCAUUUCGGUCUUUGAAAACAGACUUGGCGGUGAGAUCCCACAAGAGUUUGGCCUCCACUCUGCGCUGGAAGACUUCGAGGCAGCACUGAACGGUUUAACUGGUCCAUUACCAGCAAAUCUUUGUCGAGGUGAUCGCCUCAGCUUCGUCGGUCUGGAUGGAAACAAUCUCUCCGGCAGCAUUCCUCCUUCAUACUCCAACUGUACAAAACUGGAAGUCUUCUAUGCACCCAGCAACCAGCUCGAAGGGACCAUUCCCGCCAGCUUUUUCACUCCAAGUCUACUGGCCCUCAACCUCUGCAGUAACCAGCUCCAUGGCAGCCUUCCGGCGAGCAUCGGCAACGCUACAUCACUUGCCUUCCUCGGAAUUUGCAACAACGAGCUCAGUGGAGAGCUUCCUGCUGGACUUGCAAACCUGGUUGAUCUGCUGGACUUCUCCGCAGGAAACAACAGGUUCUCGGGCUCCAUCCCGCCAAGCUUGUUCUCUAGACCGGUCAUGCUGGAUGUCUCCGGCAACAACUUCAGUGGAGAACUUGGCAUCGACAACAGCAGCAGCCAUCUCGUCUUCAUGGACUUGAGCAGGAACCAGCUCACUGGAAGCUUGCGAAGUGAGCUCUGUGGUUUCAUCAACAUGCACGUACUCAGCCUGGCCUUCAACCAUCUCGACGGCUUCAUUCCAGACUGCCUUGGAAACCUGUCCUCGUUGCAAAUCCUCGACCUCUCGCACAACUCUUUGCGAGGAGAGUUCCCAAGUGAGCUCCAGGGACUCCGAGGAUUGCAAGUCGUCCCUCAAGGCAACAGGCCGGCGUUCCCGUUCUUCCCAAGAACCACCGACUGGAAGCCUUUUCUAGCGCAGUGGACUCAGAUGUUUGGAGACUCGGUAUACUUCGACUGGAGGACGGCAUUCCUAGAUAGCCGGAACUUGUUCCGGCAAAUGCAAGGCUACUCCAUCCUUGUCGACUGGAAAGGAACGUUUCGGCUGGUUGGAGAUGUAUUUACCACCACCACCACCAUAGAUGUGUCGUCCAACAGGCUCACGGGCUCCAUUCCACCAGAGCUGGGAAGACUCAUCGCCCUCCGGAGCUUAAAUCUCUCGUUCAACAGCUUCUCUGGAGGAAUUCCUGGCGAGAUUGGUCAGCUCCAAAACCUGGAAUCCCUGGAUGUAUCCAGCAACCACUUAUCUGGCCAGAUUCCAUCCUCGCUCACUAACCUUGGAUACCUGGCCAGCUUCAAUGCCAGCAGCAACGAUCUGCGAGGAAGAAUCCCAAGCGAGAAUACCUUCAACACCAGAUUUCCGGCGUCGUGCUUCCAAUCGAACAGCGGUCUGUGCGGAUUACCCCUGAUCAAGAGCUGCGGCGACACCAAUGCGGAAGAAAUGGCGGCGCCACAUGCCACAGAUAUUUCGGUCGAGGCAUUUGCAAUCGGCACCCUCGCCGGCUUCGUGUCCGCGCUGGCCGUGACUCUGUUCUUUUAUCGCCCAUAA